AUAUUCAGAAUACUGAAUAUAUAUCUUAUUGCAUUAGAGAAUGGGUAAAAGACUUUCUUGAACAAGGUACCUUACCUAAACAUCAACAGAGAAAACAUGCAAAAAGAAAAUUGUUGCUUGAUAAUAAGGAUCUUAAACUGGCAGCUUGUACCUGGUUACAUUCUAUUCUAUCAAAAGAUUUUUCUUCUUUAGUAUUAAAGAAAGAAUUAGAAACAAAUAUUUUUCCUAAAUUGCUUAGAGUACUGAUCACUAUUUUGGAAACUACUACAUAA
Molecule: messenger RNA, 272 nt
Organism: Cetraspora pellucida
Lineage: Eukaryota; Fungi; Glomeromycota; Glomeromycetes; Diversisporales; Gigasporaceae
Source: the annotation of a GenBank genome assembly